Exophiala aquamarina CBS 119918 is the source of this 792-nucleotide messenger RNA. RefSeq lists its product as uncharacterized. The transcript is spliced from 2 exons. NCBI's taxonomy places the organism in Eukaryota, Fungi, Ascomycota, Eurotiomycetes, Chaetothyriales, Herpotrichiellaceae. The record is from RefSeq and is a predicted model, not a curated record. Bases 1 to 792 code for a protein of 263 amino acids.
AUGGACGAGGAAAACUAUAGAGCAAAGAAAGAUGAUCUUGCUGAUCUUGCCACCUGCAGUCCUGGACUUUUAAGCCACAACAUAAAGGUUGCCGACCUUGAUAAACACGUCAUGGUCAUUGUUUGCGAGAGUUUGGAAGAAGAUUUCGGUAGGAUCAUGACCUGGACCGGAGGCUACGAGGAAGCCCCAUAUAAAGGCCCCGCUCAACUGGAUACGCACCGGAUACUUGAACUUCUCCAGGCAAAGACAGCUGCAGCUGAGCAUCAUCUGUGGAAGAUGAGAGAGGAUCCUGGCUAUUUUCAAGUAAUACUAAUGGAAGAUGGGGAUCAUCUUAUGGAGCGCGUGCCAGAUGACCAUGGAAAGCUCUACAAACACCACGACAAUGAGAUCUUUUGGAAUGAUGUCGUCACUCAUGCUUUAGAUUUUGGCUAUAUGGACUUCUUUAUUUGGGACGCGUUGACUAGGCUUGCGAGAAAGCUUGAUGCUAAGACUCGACCCAUCCUUCAUACACUUGACCAUCAAAAGCCGCUUCCAGAAGAUAUUGAGGAAAUUGUUCUAGAUCUCAUAUCUACUGGUAACGAACAUCAUAGGAGGCAUUUGGACGACCUGCACCAUGGGCUGGCGACGUCUCCUUACGCACCUGGGAUGAAAUUUGUCCCCAACACCAAACAUUCCGCAAUGGGACAACUUUUCCACGAAAUGAAGACUGCAGGCCCCGCCCCAGGUGAUGAGUGGAUGAUAUUGUCCGCCAGACUGACAAGGUUGGGCACAGACGUCUGUAACAUCCACUGA